CGCUGACAGUCACGUGAUGACGCAAGAGUCACAUGAUGAAUGCUCGUUUCAGCGACACAUCGGCCUGAUUUCUUAGUUUUUGGUCUACAAAUAUUACUUUUUUAAAAAUCCGUCACUGCUCCUGUCACUUACUUGAACAGGAUUGUUGGAGUGACGGUCACGUGUCUGUCCACAUUUUCAACAUCGUCCUAGUUAACUGAGUCGCUGCCUAUGGAGGUGGACGGAAUGGAAAACGAAGGAGGCUUCGUGCAGGCUGAAGACCUUCAGCUGCCACCGCAGGACUCGACUCAUUUGCAACUUUCAGGCCCUGAAGAUGUUCCAGUCGUGGAUAAGAAAGCAGUGGAGAGACUGACAGAAGGAUUUCUCUCCUACUACCUGCCAGAUCUGCAGAACUCGAAACGAGCACUUCAGGAACUUACACAGAACCAGCUGAUUUUGUUGGACACUCUGGACCAGGAAGUCACCAAGUUCAGAGAGUGCAACACCAUACACGACUUGAACUUACUGUUCACAGAAGCGAAGGUUUAUCACAAUAAACUGGUGACCAUUAGGAAGGAGAUGAUCAUGCUGCAUGACAAGACAACCAAGCUGAAGAAACGAGCUUUGAAAUUACAACAACAGAAGCAGAGGGAAGCUCUGGAGAAGGAGCAGCAGAGGGAGAAGGAGCUGGAGAGAGAACGGCAGCUCAUCGCCAAACCUGCCAAAAGAACAUAGACCUCUGAGAACCACGGAUUCAAGAACGGUAUCGGCACUUUGACGUUUGGACCUUAUUUAUUACAUAUCAAGAACCGCUUUUCAAUGCACAAGAACUUUGUGUAUGAGUUUGUCUUACAUCGGUUUGACUUUGCAGCAAAUGUUUCACAGGAAAGUUGUUAAAUACAAAACUAUAUGUUUAUGGUUGACUGUUUUUUUUUUUUUAAGCCUCACUGACAGUUGUCUGCUCUGAUGUGUAAAGGUACCAACGGCUGUAACCAUUAUUAGUCAUUUCCUACCAAAAGCUUCAUUUCUCCUAUUUCUGAGACAGGAAGGAGAAUGAAGAAGUCCUGUUCUCUGUCAGGUCACUUGACUUUUAUUCUUAAAUAAUUUACUAAAAAUGACAACAGUACUUUAAGAUGUUAAAAUAAUACAUGCAUUUUAUUUGUUAUUAUAUUUAUACAUAUAUAAAUAUAUAUGUAUAAAUAUAUUUAUAUAUAUUUAAUGUCCACUCUUUGAUUUGAAUAUUAUCAUUCUAAGUAUUUUCUAAAUAUUUUAUAAUAAAAAAUACUAAUAAAAGAAUGAUUGAUUUUUUUGAAGAAAAGUCAUUUUCUAGAAGCCUGACUUCAUCUUUCUUUUUUUUUCUUCCAUUUUCAUGAUGAGACUCCUGGUUUAUCCUCACACUCACAGUACAGUUGAACACAUUGUGAACAGUAGUGUCACCUUUGACCUCUGAGCUUCAUCUUCAGACCUUCAGUUGUGAUGUGACCAGUAUCAGCAGAGACCAAAGAUGAUGAACUGAAUCAUCAAAUGCUGGGUUUCACUUCGUCCUCUGCCUGGUAUCAUGGCACAGAAUGGAGAACAGGCCCAGAGGAGACUGUUAGUGUUCAAUGUAACAAAUCACUUUUUUUAAAUCAGUCACAGCUGCAAUAGAAGUGACUGACUCUGGUUGUGUGGCUCAGGAAAAUGUGUCAAUUGUUAGUCACUAACACACAUACAGCAACUGUACGAAGAAAAUAUAUUUUAAAUGUGAACUAAAUGUACCUGGAUCAACAACAAUAAUAAAAUAACACAGUAUUUGUGGAG
This is a messenger RNA of Cynoglossus semilaevis (tongue sole), 1779 nucleotides long. RefSeq names its product biogenesis of lysosomal organelles complex-1, subunit 6, pallidin (gene bloc1s6). NCBI's taxonomy places the organism in Eukaryota, Metazoa, Chordata, Actinopteri, Pleuronectiformes, Cynoglossidae. The transcript has 7 exons. The coding region runs from base 211 to 714 and encodes 167 amino acids. The record is from RefSeq and is a predicted model, not a curated record. Gene Ontology annotation, cellular component: transport vesicle; BLOC-1 complex. Gene Ontology annotation, biological process: intracellular transport.